GCUCUCAGUCUUCUCUCUGCUACAUAUAUCGACGGAUGUGUUUCGAGAAUCGUAAUCGAAACAAUCGAUUUCUACUCACUGUAAAUCGCGAGAUGUUGCCCAUGUGACAUUUACAUACACAUACAUCUUUUAAUUGAAUAAGUCAGCUGAUUCUGAUUGAUCUUCAGAUGUAAGUGGUGGCAAAAGGAGAUAUGGUUAGAAACGAAUAUCCACUUCCCGAGAAGGAAAAUAUAGAGGAAGACAUGGAGGAAAUAAUACCGGAAGAAGAAAAUAACGACAACGAGGAAAUGGAGUUGAAUGACGAAGAAAAUUUCAGUAACAUUAGUGAAUCUUUUGAGGAAGAUAUUUAUUCUGAACUUGAUAUUAAAGCAUUAGAGGAUGAGCUGGAUCAUUUGCAAAGUGCUUUGGAUCAUUUAGAGAAGAAAAAUGACAAUAUACAUGCAGAGUUGAUUGAAUUGUUGCAUUCUAAUCGUGAAGCUAGAAAACAACUUCAAGAAUCAAGAGAAAUCGAGGCGCAGCAAUCAAAAUGAUAAAUAGUUUGCACUUAAAAAACUCAUCUGCACUUAUUUACAUUAACAUCAGAAAUAAUUAAACACUAUUAUUUCUGAUUUUUCGAAAGAAGUAAUUUAUAUACCUUGUAUACUAAAGAAUAUGGAAAAACUGUACAUCAAAAAUAGUUCCCAUAAAAUGUCAAUAUUUCUUGAACAUAAAAAUCUUGAAUAUUAUUUUAAUAUAAGAAUAAAAUAUAAAAUUAUGUAAGUAUAAUAUUAUCUAUGUAUAUGUACCAAAGUAAAACUAUGCAUUUU
Pseudomyrmex gracilis is the source of this 806-nucleotide messenger RNA. Its product is annotated as UPF0184 protein AAEL002161-like. The transcript has 2 exons. Bases 192 to 530 code for a protein of 112 amino acids. Lineage: Eukaryota; Metazoa; Arthropoda; Insecta; Hymenoptera; Formicidae. The record is from RefSeq and is a predicted model, not a curated record.